AUGCCACGUUAUCCUCACAGGACACGAAAUCACAAAGAAGUUCAAAUCACACAGCAUAUCUUGGCGCUGCGCAAGCUGGAGCUCCUCAGCGCGCGCAAGGUGAGGCAGCUCGCGCCCAUCGGGGACAGCGAGACCAUGUCCCUCGUGAGGGAGAUUUGUUGCCGUUCCUGUGGCGCCCGCGGCGAGCCAGCAGCAGCAGUCAACCUCGACAGUAUGCUGGUCUCCUGUGCUAACUACAUCACUGGGCUGGCGACCUUCGGAGACCACUUCAGCAGCGAGCACAAGGCGAAAUUCCUGUCAGCGAUGGCGGUCGUGCUGAGCAGCGGCUCCGGUUUCUGCGUCUCCAACCUCUUCCCGUCGAUGCGGUUCCUGGACGUCGCCACCGAGAUGCGACGCCGCCUGCAGGUGGCGCAUGAGCAGCUCGACCAGGUGCUGGACCAUAUCAUCGAGGCGUGCGAGGCGAGGCAGAAGGUCAAGAAUGCUGAGGCGGCGGAAGACGACGAUAUUCUGAGCACCAUGCUUAGAAUCAAAGAUGAGGAGGAGUUCGACUUCCCGCUCAACAUAACACACAUCAAGGCAGUCAUCAUUGUAAGUGUUCUUCCCUUUCCUUUGAAUGGAACCUUAUAAAUCAAAGAUGAACCUCCUAUCAUAUAUGUGUAGGAUUUAUUCAUAGGAGGCACCGAGACGACUUCGUCUGUGGCUGAGUGGGUCAUGUCCGAGUUCAUGAGGAACCCGGAAGCCAUGGCCAAGCCCCAAGCAGAGGUUCAGCGAGCACUCGACAGCAAGAACCCAGGCGACUACGAGUCGCUCAUGGGCUGCCUGAGCUACACCGGCAUGGUGAUCAAGGAGACGAUGAGGCUGCACCCGUCGCUCCCGCUCCUGCUUCCCCGCCUCUGCAGCUAUAGCCAUGUGGGGGGAAUGAUAGUCAAAUGAAAUUUG
Molecule: messenger RNA, 939 nt
Organism: Zea mays
Lineage: Eukaryota; Viridiplantae; Streptophyta; Magnoliopsida; Poales; Poaceae
Product: 9-beta-pimara-7,15-diene oxidase
Exons: 2
Coding region: 1-627 (208 amino acids)
Molecular function (GO): oxidoreductase activity, acting on paired donors, with incorporation or reduction of molecular oxygen; heme binding; iron ion binding
Source: RefSeq, a predicted model, not a curated record